Messenger RNA from Symbiodinium pilosum, 1401 nucleotides. The record is from the annotation of a GenBank genome assembly. Lineage: Eukaryota; Dinophyceae; Suessiales; Symbiodiniaceae.
AUGUUCUCUGGACCACAAAAGCAAGUCCUGCGAACCGGCGAUCGCGUGCGUGCCCACUUCCAGAAUCGAUACGGCACGAAAAGCUCAGCCACCGACGUGGGCACCUUGCUCCAGUUCACGACCUCAGAAGUCGAGAUCCAUUUCGACGAUGGCGCUGUGCAGUGCGUCUCCAAGACCUGGAUCGCCGAGCGUAUGUCUGCAUGGGACUUGGACCUUGCGCCGGGCGAUAUUGUCUACGCGCACUAUGCCUCUGGCAAGGGGCGAACGGUCAACACCGACCUUGGCAUAGUAGUGGCCGUCCUCGACGGUGGCCGAGUUCGGAUCCGGUUUCAGGACCAGAUCAUGCAAACCAUCCCGAUGGGAUGGGUUGAGCAGGUAAUGCGGUUAGAGCCCGGAGAUCGUGUAAAUGCCUUCUUCAAGGUCAAUGACGGGAGGGGCGCAAAAAGCGUCAAGACCGACAUGGGCUCAGUGCUUGCCGUCUCAAAAGAGGACGUGUACAUAGUUUUCGACGACAACGUGGAGCAGAAUGUGCCCAAGACUUGGGUGUGUCAUCGUGCCCGGCCCUGGAACCUGCAGGUCGAAGUCGGAAGUGUUGCAGACGUUCACUUCGAGGUGGGUGAAGACGGGCGUCGGAGCACCAGCACUGAUAUUGGGAUCAUUCUCUCUGAUCCCAUCGAUGGCCGCGUACAGGUUCAAUUCCAGGAUACCAUCCAGCAGACGGUCCCUCUCGGAUGGAUCGUUCGGCUACGCGAGUGGGCCGUUGGCGAUCGAGUGCAGGCCCACUUCAAGACCGGCGGUGGUGAGAAGAGCACAGACACUGAUGUUGCCACAGUGAUGAGCUCUUCUUUGCUGGAGGUGGAGCUGUACUUUGACGAUGGCAUCCAACAAAACGUCUCCAAGGCCUGGGUGACGGAGCGGAUUCGGGACUGGCACGCCGAGGUGUUGGAGCUGGCACCCGGGGAUGUGGUCAUCGCGCACUUCAAGCGUCCGGGAAACCAUUGCCGGAGUGUGCAAACGGACCGGGGCAUAGUGCUGGCACUGUUGCCGCGGGGUGAGGUCUCUGUCACGUUCCAGGAUGACAUAACGCAGGUGAUUCCCAAAGGUUGGAUCCAGGCGGUAGCAACACGUUGGUCUGGGCAGCGGGACGAGUUUGCCCGAGACAAGGCCUCGGAGAUUGUCAGCUUCGAGUCCAAGCAGAGGGCACAACGUCCUCUCGUUCCGGCUACAGGUACCGAGUGUGUCAUCUGUAUGGAUGCCAAGCCUAACGGCGUCAUUGUGCACGGAGAGACGUGUCAUCAGAGCACCUGCUUCACAUGUGCAAAGCGCUUGCAACGAGCAGGCGAUUCCUGUCCAAUUUGCCGGGAAGUCAUUGACCAAGUGUGCAAACUCCAUGGCGACUGA